CUCACCGUAGCCGCGUCACCUUCUUGCCUCCCUAUCCCUCACUGAAAGGUGUACUAGCUGUCCCCCGAAUGGGGGGUCACGACCAGCUCGCCCGUCCAUCACAUCACCCUCUCACUCUCAAACACCAUGAGCAGCAAUGAUCUAGCGUCCUCGAACCUAGACCCGAGCCUCGCCGCUACCCCGCUAAGCAACAGUCACGACGCCUCCCUCACCUCAGCCCGCAUAUACGCUCGUCACCUCUUCCCCGCUCAUGGCGCUCAUGUCUAUCUCUUGCUGGAACUCAUCGCUCUCUUCCCCGCCGAGGUACGUACGCUACUACGCAUCGCCAGGCGAUGGCAGCAACAGCACACGGAGGAGCGACACCAGCAACAGGAGUAUGGUGACUUCUCGAGCGGAGUCAAGAUGCGAAAGCGACGUCCUGAUGGUCUAGUAUCGCUACACGAGGUCGGACUGUUCGUGAUCAAGUACAUUGCCCUUGUUGCAGUCCUCUGCCAGAUCAUUGGCGUCCUCAGCCGCAAUCUGCUUAGCGCAAGAGGAUGCGCUGUCACGCUCUACACAUCCAACUUCGCCCUGUUCGUCGACACAUCCCUCGUUACGGCCAGCUUCGCUUGGCGUGCAUACCUCGUCUGUGGGAAGACCCGCCGAAGUGCCCUCUUCCUCUCUGUGGGCUGUCUUCUCCAUCUCGCAGCCGCACUCGCUGAAGCGCAAGGGUUGCGGGACGCGCAGGUCAUCGAUGGCUUCUGCCGCGAGCCCUUCUCGCAGCCAGCCAGCGUUGAGGAGCUCAGGAUCGAGACGUGGUGGUCGAGGAGGAGCUUAUGGUUUACACUCUACUCCACCGUCUUUGAUACAGCCAUCUGUGCCACGUCGUGCUACAAACUUCUCCAGACUCGUCAUAAGGGGCUUGGUGUUGGAUGGCUACCGACUUGCAAGGUCUUGUUCGACUCGGCCACUUACUACAUGGCCAGCAUGACCAGCAUCAACCUCGCCCAGAUGACCUUCAUGCUCAUCCGCCCUCACGUCGCACCAAGCUCCGUGGUCCUAGCAGCGAGCGUACAAGUGGUGCUUGGCUUGCACUUCAUUGUCAAGAUCCUCGAUCGCGUACACGGAGACCACGAUGACGACAGCGGUGGAUUAGACGAUUACAAGGAGAGAGCCGGUAUGAGGGCGGGAGAGGUAAUGCGCUGCAGGUGUGUAUCGCAGGGGGCUACGAUUGGUGGCUGGUCAGCAGGAGGCGGCGGAGGAGGAGGUGAGAGCGUGGCAGGGGGGCAAGGUAAGCCCCUACUCAAAGUCGUGACCCCAUGAAGGCAGGUCGGAGUCUUCGCUAGCUUCCAUUCCCCUCACUGUCAUUACCCUGUCGCCUCGUAAUCUUGUAACCUCGCCACUGAAUCGCUCCAAUCACACACGCGCGGAGCGCAUGGCC
Messenger RNA from Jaminaea rosea, 1420 nucleotides. RefSeq lists its product as hypothetical. The transcript has 5 exons. The record is from RefSeq and is a predicted model, not a curated record. Bases 127 to 1302 code for a protein of 391 amino acids. Lineage: Eukaryota; Fungi; Basidiomycota; Exobasidiomycetes; Microstromatales.